CAUGGAUUGUAAAUUUGAUAUUGUAGGUUGAGUAGAAGAUAUAGUUGAAAACUUGUCCAGGUUUGUGAAAUUUUGGGUAGCCCAUUUUAGGGGAGGUUCUGCCGAAUUUUCGGUAGGAUUUCGCUUAUAGUGGGCCCCGCAGGCUCGUAUCCAGGUAAGUGGGGCGAUUCCUGGGUCGGGUCCUGUCAGAAUGCCUCUUCCAGAUGCACCUCGUGAGGAACCAAACGCCACACCUGUCCUGGCACAGAUAGCACCUGACCCAAUUCCUAGCGAGGUGGUUCAAGAACCCGUGCCGAUAGCAACCCUUCACGAGCCUCCGGCUGUAGAGAAUCUUGGUCCUGUAGGGGAAGUAGCUGUCGCUGUGGAAGUACUUGGCGCCAAUCCCGCUGACCCAGCUGGUGAAGAUGUAGCUAACCAAGAGCCGGCCCCCCAUGCUCCUGAAGCAGGAAAAAGGGUGAAUGUCGAGCCGGUGCUGGAAACGGUUCCUGUUGUGGAGCCUCUUGAAGCUCCUGCUGCUGCUGCCCCAAAUCCACUGCCUGUGCCUCCUUCCAGACUGGAAAGGCUAGCUCGUGUACUUGAUGUGACUCCUCCUGGAGUUAUAGAUGAAGCUAGGGACGGACUUCACCAUCUUUUGAGUCCCGAUAUCCUGCUGCCUGGCGCAUUCGUUAGGGCUCUAGUGUAUUUGAGGGUUCUUCGUCGCAAGCAAGCCAUCACUGAGAACGAGUUCAUUGAGAUAGACGAACUGCUACAGAAUCUCCCCAAGUGGCUUAAUGAAAGAGUGGCCGCGACUGCGCAAGCCAGACAAGCCCAGGCCCACUAUCAGGGCCUCGCUAAACAAAUGGACUCCACUAGUGACUUUCUAGGAGAUAGGGCUACCCUUGUUAGAGACUUGCGGCUCGUGCAAAAUCAUCUCCAGUCCCAAGUCCAAGUUCUUCAGGCCCAAUUGACUGCUGUGACGGCCCGGCUUGAGCAUGAGGAGCCCUUGCUGGAGCAACCCCUAGCAGCCUUUGAACUACUGUCUCAGAACCUAGCUCAAGCUCGCGAGGCGGUCAGACAGGCGGAGCGAGCCGCUGCCGAUGCCAGUUUUCGCUUGGACGAAUAUUUACUUCAUUUAACGCAUGCAGGCCGAAAACUUUAG
Rosa chinensis is the source of this 1138-nucleotide messenger RNA. RefSeq lists its product as uncharacterized. The coding region runs from base 191 to 1138 and encodes 315 amino acids. The transcript has 2 exons. The record is from RefSeq and is a predicted model, not a curated record. Lineage: Eukaryota; Viridiplantae; Streptophyta; Magnoliopsida; Rosales; Rosaceae.